Molecule: messenger RNA, 1113 nt
Organism: Vicia villosa (hairy vetch)
Lineage: Eukaryota; Viridiplantae; Streptophyta; Magnoliopsida; Fabales; Fabaceae
Product: berberine bridge enzyme-like 22
Exons: 4
Coding region: 739-1113 (124 amino acids)
Molecular function (GO): flavin adenine dinucleotide binding
Source: RefSeq, a predicted model, not a curated record
AGUUGUGUGCAUGGCCACGGAAAUAUUUGUAAUUGUUUUCUUUUAAACAUGUUGUUUUUAAAAUGGGUGGUUGCAAUUACUUGAUUUAAUGUUAAUCCUUGCGGUGCAGUCGGUAUUCUGUUGACUACUGCUACAACAAACGUGAAGAUAAUGAAGUUAUCUAUCCCUUAAACUUUUAUAGUAAAUGCAUGUGUUCUUUACGUUAUUGUCUUCAUAUUUUUGUCUGUUUUCAAAGGUAGAUGUUUUAUAGUAAAUUCCUAUAUAUUAAACUGUGUGCCGGCCACAAUUAUGCAUGGUUCUUUCCUUUUUGUCUUAAACAUUUGGAGUCACUAUUCAAUCCUCAUCCACUUAAACAUUUCAUAAACCAAUCACAAACCACCUUGCUCUAUUCAUACUCUUCACAACCUUAAACCAUGUUGAAUUUCUUCAAAAGAUUGUCAUGCCUUAUAUGUUUUCUCUUGCUAUUCUUUGAUGUUUCUGUGUGUUUAUCUUCUUCUUCAUUUGAUGACUUCAACUUUUGUUUGGAGAAUCACAAAAUAAAAAACUUCACUAUUUUUCCUUACAAUGAUUACUAUAAAAUUCUCAACUUUUCAAUUCAAAAUCUUCGGUUUGCAGAACCUACGACACCUAAGCCGAUAGUAAUUGUACUUCAAGAGAGUUUGAAGCAGCUAAAGAAAAGUUUAGCAUGCUGCAGAGAAUUCUCUUUGGGAAUAAGAGUGAGAAGUGGAGGACAUAGCUAUGAAGGUUGAUAUGGAGACGAAAACAACGUGGGUUGAAGGUGGUGCAACAUUGGAAGAAACUUACUAUGCUAUCUCUCAGGCAAGUGAUGUAUAUGGGUUCUCAGCUGGAUCAUGUCCAACUGUAGGAGUUGGCGGACAUAUUGGUGGUGGGGGGUUCGGUCUGUUGUCUAGAAAAUAUGAAUCACUCGAUAUGUAUGCAGUAGCAAGAAGAAAAAGAGAGGUCAACAGAGGGCUGUUGGAGGAAAAAGCGGCUCUUGCAUCGGCUGAGUCGCAUCGAUAUGUUGAGACUCGAAAACCUGUUCCUGAUCCUCAAGUUACAGGUUUGAUAUAUGGAAACAAAAACAAAGAGAGUUCAAAUAGGACACAUGAUUAG